Messenger RNA from Equus caballus (horse), 4394 nucleotides. RefSeq names its product tripartite motif containing 61 (gene TRIM61). NCBI's taxonomy places the organism in Eukaryota, Metazoa, Chordata, Mammalia, Perissodactyla, Equidae. Gene Ontology annotation, molecular function: zinc ion binding; protein binding; ubiquitin protein ligase activity. Gene Ontology annotation, cellular component: cytoplasm. The record is from RefSeq and is a predicted model, not a curated record. Gene Ontology annotation, biological process: protein ubiquitination.
CCAGCCUGCCCCCUCACUUUGAUCCUCCAGUUGCUCACAGGAAUAAAAAUGGUAAGAAUCUGAAAAGGAGCCACUGAGAAUUAAAUGCUUAGUCGAAGCCAACAAUGGCCUGAUCACUGACGGAAGCGCCCCAGGCUAUGCUAGGGAUCUCUUUCGGUUUUCCUCCUCCAUCGGGAUCAUCGGGCACGUGCAGACCAUUACCUGCUCACUUCCGGGGGAACAGCCAAUCACCGUGCGGGCUGAGUGUGCGCCUCUAACGAGGAACCCGCCCACCCCAGGCUUGUUGGAGUCUCGGUCCCACGCUGCACCGGCUCUGAGGGUUCUGCAGUCUCAGGUCUGAGAGGGGCUGAGCGGUCUGUUCCAGGAAGGAUUCCUUGUCUUGGACCUAAGGCCACUUUUUUGAACCAUAAACCCAUUAAGCUUGACUUCACGUCAUUGAGUGGGAAGAGCAGCAGGCCAGCUCGUGUGUUCUCAUAUGCAAUAGACUGCAGCCUGUGGCGUGUUUUUGUCACUAGACCCUGAAGCUAAGGGGCAGAGGGAUAAACAAGUUUGUAGAGGCUGCCAUCAAUAUACCAAGCCAGUGAAACAGAGCUGUUCAGUUUGCAAGGUCUGGAGGAGGAUAUCCACUGCUGACUCUCGAGCGCUAGAGAGCCAGGUCUCAGUAAAGGACGUGUUACCUUACCCAUCGCCUUUGUUCACGGCUCAAUGGAGUUUGUGACAGCCCUGGCAGACCUCCAAGCAGGGGCUAGCUGUCCCAUCUGUUUGGACUACUUGAAAGACCCAGUGACCAUCAGCUGUGGGCAUAACUUCUGUCUCUCCUGCAUCAAUAUGUUCUGGAAGGAUCUAAAUGAUACCUUCCCCUGCCCUUUUUGCCGAUUUUGUUGUCCAGAAAGGAAAUUCACAAGCAAUCUCCAACUAGGCAAUUUGACUGAAAUUGCUAAGUUACUCCAGAUAAGAAGAAGCAAGAGGAAGAGGCAGGAAGAGAAUCUUGUAUGUGAAAAGCACAAUCAGCUUUUGGCCUUUUUCUGUCAGAAGGAUCUAGAGGUUUUAUGUGCACAAUGCAGUUUCUCCACUGACCACCGGAAUCACUAUGUUUGGCCCAUAGAGAAGGCUGCCGCCUAUCAUAGGAAAAGGUUGGAGCAUUACAUUGAGCCGUGGAAGGAGAGAGUGGAACGGGUUGAAAAAGUGAUAACUAUGCAAACCAGAAAAUCAUUGGAACUGAAGAAAAAGGUAGAAUAUAGGAGAGAGGAAAUAAAGUCUGAAUUUGAGCAACUUACAUUGUUUCUUCAAAAUGAGCAAGAGACUGUUCUUCUGCAAUUAGAAGAUGAAGAAAUGGAUAUUUUAUCAAAACUAAAUGAAAACCUAACAAAAUUUUCAGAUCAUGUUUCCACAUUAAAAUGUCUAUUAAAGGAGAUACAGAGCAAAUAUGUGAAGUCAGAACUGGAACUUCUGACAGAUGUUAAAAGUAUGUACCAUAGAUAUAAAACCUUAAAGGCCCCUGAACCUUUUUCAUUCCAAUUAAAAGAAUACGGUUACUGUCUUCCUCCACAAUAUUCUGGCCUAAACAAAAUUAAGCGAUUUCAAGUGGACGUCAUUCUAGAUCCUGAAACAGCACAUCGUAAACUUAUUGUCUCAGAAGAUAGAAAAACUGUGGAAUAUAGAAAUACACUGCAAAACUUACCUCAUAACCCAAGGAGAUUUUAUCUGUGCACAGCUGUUCUGGGUUCUGAGGGGUAUGAUUCUGGCAGGCAGUAUUGGGAGGUGGAAGUGAAAGACAAGCCUGAAUGGAUCCUGGGUGUCUGUAAAGACUCUCUUCCCAGGAGGAGGAGGAAUCAGAAUCAACUGAUGUUAGCACGGGACGGAUUAUGGGGUAUUGGGCGAUGUAGUGAGAGUAAUUAUAUUGCAUUGGGUCCUAAAAAAAUUAAUCUUUUGCCAGCAGUAAUACCUAGUAAGAUCGGCAUUUUUUUGGAUUGUGAUUUGGGUGAAGUUUCCUUUUACAAUUUGAAUGAUAGAUCUCUUCUCUAUAUGUUUAAUGAUUCUUUUACAGAAGCAUGUUGGCCUUAUUUCUAUGCUGGAACUGAUUCAAAACCUCUUAAAAUCUGUACGAUAACAGAUUCUGAAUGAUGAACUAUUGUCAGACUCUUGUUUCUUUUUCUUUUCAGUUAGUGGACAAAACUAAGCCAGUGAAUCUAGUCUGAACAAUAUCCGUUUUUAGUUUUCCCUUUAAACAAUCAGAAUGGUUUUUAUCUCAGUUUCAGCAGCUGCUAAAAAAUGUGGUUAUAAUGCCUACUUUACAGAUAAAUUGUGAGAUCCAAUUGGAAAGAGCUUUACAGAUUCUAAGAUUGGAAAGAUAUGCUUAAAAAAUAAUAAACCUUUAUGAAAGGCAUAGAUGAACCCCUCCAGGACCACCUGCUCUGUAAAGGUAGCCACUUUCAACUUUCAUCUGUUUAUCUCAAUAUUUCUCAGUAACAUGUUUUGUUCUUUUACUCUGUGUGUGCAUCUUUGUCAAUCUUGACUUAGUACUAUGGAAAAUGAGAUAGUGCACCCACCAUAUGCACACAUUGUGUACUUAUGUAUAUACACACAAUCAAUAGGUAAUCUUCCCUCUGUUCCCAUGUGGACAACAGUCUCUCUAGCUCUCUUUAGCUGCCAUCCUUCACCUCAUGUUGGGAACUGACCUCAGAAUCCCUGUUGAUUCAGUUGUGUUUUCCUCCUUAGAAUUACUCUAUUUGGGCAAUCACAUCUUUCAGGAGAUCACAGAAAUGUAACAUUUAGAAGAAUUUAGAUCAAUGAAAAAGACUGCUGAGCUUUUCCUUGGGAUUGUGGUGAAUCUUUAGAUCAGUUUGAUGAGAACUGACAUCUUGACAAUAUUGAGGCAUCUAAUCCAUGAACUCAUUUGUUUGGGUCUUUAACUUCUCUCCAAUAUUUUGAUGUUUUUAGUAUACAUGUCUUCAGCAUCUGUUGUCAGAUUUAUCCCUAAGUACAGUCCAUUGGCUUUUCUGCAGAGAUGAUCCUGUAACAGGCAAAUAAAAAUGUUUUGACUUCUUUUACAAUCUAGGUCCUUUUUCUUACUUGAUUGCAUUUACUAGGACCUCCAGCACAAUACUGAUUCUUAACAUGUUAUAUAAUUGGUUUUACCCCUCAUUUGACUGCUCACAUUUCCUCUCUGAAUUUCUAUACUUUUAUUACCUAACUUUGAUAUCCCUCAGUCUUCACAUGAAAUAAUUUCUAUUUAAUACUGUCAAUUUAAUAUUAUCUAAUCAUUUCCCCACUGAUGGAUGUUUAUUUAGGUCAGAUCUAACUUUUGCAAAUAAUGUACAAUGAAUGCAUAUUUAUACUUUUAAUGAAAUAUUCAGUAAAAACGUAGAGCAUAAUGGAGAAGAAAACACCCAUGUGUUUUCAAUUACGCUCAAUUUAAUAGAGCGUUAAUAUCACCUUUGAAGAUUCUUUGUGUUCCUCACCCCAGCCUCUUCACUUCCUGGUCCUAUCUAGUUCCGUCCACUAUUCAUAGUUUGUUUGAUAUUCCAUUGUUUUCCUAGCCUUUUGCCAUGGAUGGUUGUAUCCCUAAACAAUAUGUUGUUUAGUUCCACGUGUUUUUAAAUUUUACAUAAAGUCAUUACCGAAUUAUUCUGUCUUAGAUUUUUUCAUUCAACAAUAUGAGUUUCAUCAUGAUUUGCUUAAGGUCUACUUUGUUUUUAUUCUACUUCUGAUGGAUACUCAGUUUGAGACUUUCACAAACAGCUGCUAUGAAAACUACAUGUCUGGUUUCUUUAGAGAGUAGGUUGCUGGACCUUCACCUUCAUUGGAUAAUGUCAAAUUAUUUUCCAAAUUGCUGUGCCAAAUUACAUGCCCACCCAAAGUGUAUAAAUGUUCUUACUGCUCUGCAUCAACAGGACUUGAUUUUUUUAAAUGUUUAGUAGUUCACAAGAUAUUAAAUGUUACCUCUGGUUUUAAUUAUUUCUGUGAUUUCUAAUAGAGUAUAUUUUCAAAGGUUUAAUAAUCAUUUCUGUUUCUCUUCUGUAAAAUAUCUGUUCUUAUUUGUUUCCCCCUGUUUUUCGCUUAGUCUGUCUGUCUCAUUGGUUUAUAAGAGCUCUUUAUAUUUUCUGGAUUUUAGUCCUAUAGCAGUUAUAUUCACUGCAGGUAUCUUCUCCGAGUUUAUCUUACUGUUACUAUGGUGUCUUGAGCAGAAGUUCUUAAAUUUGAUAUAGUUGGUUUCAGUCUUUUGAGGUUUUUAAGAAAUCCUACACUACACCAAGGCCAUUAAAAUGUUCUAGAUGUGCUUCUAAACGUUUUAAUCAUUUACUUGGAGUUGAUUCUGUGUUUGGGAAUAGAAUGGGGCCUGCCUAUGUAUUUGAUUAUGUACAAUGUAUAAAUAACCAAUGGUUACACCACCA